AUGCAAUCGGAUCCAGCCUCAGUGCUUUUCUUCCUCAAGCAAAUUCUUGGUAGAUUCCAAAAUGCGUUCCAAAUUCCUUGCUUAGAGCACUUCUGCGCUUUCACCACAGGCUCUCAGUCUGCUGAGAAGCAGGAUAGCCAAGCGACGUUAGGGGAUCCCAUAUCGACAAGAUGGACAACAGAUGGAUGUGCGACAAAUCCAACGCCUCCAACGUUCCGUAAUGGAACUUUCAUCACGAAUGAUGACUGUGCCAUCACACAGCUGCCUCAAGUCGACGUUGACGGAGACGGUUGUGGCGUUGUAGGUGCGGAGCAUGAGCACGAUCCAACCAAUCUCUCCGAGAUCUUGCAAUGCAUUACUCGAAUGGCAGCUCUAAUCUGUUAUGAGGGAGUCACUGUUGAAGAAAGAUAA
Strongylus vulgaris is the source of this 411-nucleotide messenger RNA. NCBI's taxonomy places the organism in Eukaryota, Metazoa, Nematoda, Chromadorea, Rhabditida, Strongylidae. The record is from the annotation of a GenBank genome assembly.